GAUCUUUUCGUUUUCACCGCCUGCCAACAUUUGUUUUUUUCUUUUAAUUUCCUGCCUCCCCACCUUCAGGUCCCGGGGGGCGGGCGUAUGCUAGACUCGCAGUCGCGAGGACCGUUUCGCACUCCAGUUCGGCUCGCUUCAGACACCAUUUGGCCGCAAGAUUUGAUUUCGGUGCCCUCGUGAGCCCGGGAGCUCCCCCCCUCCCCGGACCGAAACGAAAAAUGGCAAACGAAUACUACAACCAAAAGCCGCUGCCCGAUCCAGUUAGCCCGGUCUACGACAGCGACCGGCCUGCACCGUCCUACUCUUCCUACUCCACGCCCGCUCCUUCGUCCAACUCGCGGCAGCAUCUUGCGCCCGGAGAUCGGCCACCGCAAGGGGUUUCUCCUUCGCCCUUCGACACUGUCUUCGACGAUCAUGUGUACCCGGCCAGCACACACUCGAGCAUGCACCGAUUGAGCCAACAGGACACGGGCUACCACGGCCAUUCGCCCGUUUCCAACGACGGCAUCCCCCUCCAGGACCGCCAGCGCCUGUCCUUCAAGGAUGCCGAGAUGCAGGACCACGUCUACGACGCGCCGCAGCCGAAAACGUCCCGGAGGGGACGCGUGCGCUUCGGCGAGCUGGGGAUGCUGGGCUCCAACCGCAAGAAGAUUCCGUUUGUCGUCUACUUCUUCACCCUCGUCCAGGUGGCCGUCUUCAUCGGCGAGAUCGUGAGGAACGGUGAGCAAAUCCCCUUCCCCCCCUCUUUCCCUUCCUCUGCCCUCUCUCUCUCUCUCUCUCUCUCUCUCUCUCUCUCUCUCUCUCUCUCCUUUCCGUUCGCGAACCCCAGAAUGGCCGUGGCGACUAACGGAACCCGACCAGCAACGGAAACCGGCUCUCCCAUCAUGACCCAGCCCUCCUUCAACCCCAUGAUCGGCCCGUCUCCCUACGUCCUCAUCAACAUGGGCGCCCGCUUCGUCCCCUGCAUGCACAAUGUCGACGGGAUCCAAAACGCCAACAGGACCCUGCCCUGGCCGUGCCCUAGCACCACGACCAACGACCCGAACUCCCCCGAAAAUCAAUGCACCCUCGGAGAUCUCUGCGGUUUCGGCGGCGUCCCCGAGCCGGCCUACAAACCCGGCACCCCGCUCGACACCAAGCCGGCUCCCAAUCAGUGGUUCCGCUUCAUCAUCCCCAUCUUCAUGCACGCCGGCGUCAUCCACAUUGGCUUUAACAUGCUCCUCCAGCUCACCCUCGCCCGCGACAUGGAAAAGUCCAUCGGCUCCAUCCGCUUCUUCCUCGUCUACAUGUCGGCGGGCAUCUUUGGCUUCGUCAUGGGCGGCAACUAUGCCGGCAACGCCGUCGCCUCCACCGGCGCCUCGGGCUCCCUAUUCGGCAUCAUCGCCCUGACCCUCCUCGACCUGCUCUACUCGUGGAAGGACCGCGUCAGCCCGGUCAAGGACCUCGUCUUUAUCCUUCUCGACGUCAUUAUCUCCUUUGUCCUCGGCCUGCUCCCCGGCCUCGACAACUUCUCCCACAUUGGCGGCUUCCUGAUGGGCCUCGCCCUGGGCAUCUGCGUCCUGCACUCGCCCAACUCCCUCCGCCGCCGCAUCGGCGACGACGUUCCCUAUGCCCACUCGGACGUCAGCGGCGGCUUUGCCGCCCAGGGCACGCCCCCGUCCUUCCUCAAGAACCCGGUCGGCUUCUUCAAGGGCCGGAAGCCGCUCUGGUGGGCCUGGUGGCUGAUCCGCGCCGGCGCCCUCGUGCUCGUUACCGUCGUCUUCAUCGUGCUGCUGAACAACUUUUAUGUCGACCAGCGCACUUGCAGCUGGUGCAAGUACCUGAGUUGUCUGCCCAUCCACGACUGGUGCUCAAUUGGGGAACUGAACCUGUAAUGGCCACAGCUUCGUCAUCGGAAGCAUUGCGCCGACCUUUGCAUCCAUAUACAUAUUACGGGCUCGUCACGAAGCAUCAUGAUGUCGUCUGAUUUCCGGGAUGGAAUUCCUCUCAAAAAUUUAUUGGACGUACGGAGACAAAACAGGCGCCCAACUCACCGGGUUGUUUUUGCCGGGACAUGGGUGAGAAAGAGGGAAUAUCAUGAACCGG
This is a messenger RNA of Thermothelomyces thermophilus ATCC 42464, 2088 nucleotides long. RefSeq lists its product as uncharacterized. Lineage: Eukaryota; Fungi; Ascomycota; Sordariomycetes; Sordariales; Chaetomiaceae. The transcript is spliced from 2 exons. The record is from RefSeq and is a predicted model, not a curated record. Gene Ontology annotation, molecular function: serine-type endopeptidase activity. Bases 222 to 1877 code for a protein of 551 amino acids. Gene Ontology annotation, biological process: proteolysis. Gene Ontology annotation, cellular component: membrane.